GACGGACUGCACACACCUCAACAAGCACCGCGAGCAGCAGCUGACAGGAGUCCAGAGAAUAAGUUUCGGCUCACAGGACUGAAGACAGCAGCAGGAGGACACUGGACGAGACUUUUAGCCGCUGACACUGAGCUGCACACUUUUGUUGGACAUUGGACUUUCACUCGUUCUCUUUUCGGAGUGACUUUGAAUUCCCUCUUGAUUUUGGGACACUGUUGAGAGAGAGGACGAGCGCAUGCUCUCUGCUGUUAACUCACUUUUGUUGACUGUGUUUCUAUAAGCAGCCGGUAAGCUUACUUUUCCUACGACUUUAUGUCUACAAAGAUGGAACAGCCUUUUUAUCAUGACGACUCUUUUCUGUCGGCUUACGGCCACUCAGAUGCUGCCAUGCACGACUACAAACUGCUAAAGCAGAAUAUGAAUUUGAACUUGACAGAGCCAUAUCGCAACCUGAAAUCACAGCUGAGAGCCGAGACAGACCUCUACCAGGGGGGGCAGCAGCAAGACGUGGGGUCCCUGAAGCUCGCGUCCCCUGAGCUCGAGAGGCUCAUCAUCCAAAACAGUAACGGGGUGAUCACCACUCCCACCCCGGGCCAGUACUUCUACAACCGGGGCAUCACCGAUGAGCAGGAGGGCUUCGCGGAGGGCUUCGUGAAAGCCCUGGACGAGCUACACAAGAUGAACCAGAUGCCCCCCCCUAACGUGUCCAUCGGUGCCGGCGGAGUUACGACGUGUUCCGCGGCGGCCUCUAGCGUCUUCGGCUCCACCUUGCAGCCCGAGCCUCCCAUAUACACAACACUGAACGCCUACUGCCCGAACACGAGCCUCUCUUCCGCAUCCAGCUACCCCACAGCCACCAUCAGCUACUUGCCGCCGCACCAGCAGAGCCACCCGCAGACCUCGACGCACGGCACGCACCCGUUCCAGCACGCUCUGCCCGGCGCAGGGCUCCAUCCGCAGCGGCUGGUCGCCCUGAAAGAGGAGCCCCAGACCGUGCCGGACCUCCUCAGCAGCGACGGCUCGCCUCCGAUGUCCCCGAUCGACUUGGAGACUCAGGAGAGGAUCAAGGCGGAGCGCAAGAGGCUGAGGAACCGGCUAGCGGCCACCAAGUGCCGGAGGCGCAAGCUGGAGCGCAUCGCCCGGCUGGAGGAGAAGGUGAAAUGUCUGAAGAACGACAACCAGGGGCUGUCCAACACGGCGUCCGUGCUCCGGGACCAGGUGGCUCAGCUCAAACAGAAGGUCCUGACACAUGUGAGCAGCGGCUGUCAGCUGAUGCUUACAAGCAAGAUGGAGGCAUUUUAAAACACCAGAGACUACUAACAGACUGAAAAGUAAUAACACUGGAGUCUGCAUGCGCAGCACUGGGACACCGGCUCAUGUGUGUGCCGUCAGCACUGACAGACACACGGGGUCGGGGCUAUGUGUAGACAUCUCUUUAGGCUAAUUAGGGUUUUAAGGACUGAUUGAAAUGGUACUUCCGGAUGCUGGACAUCGCUCAAAAGACCAUUCAACCCUUUGCACCAGGGCAGCAUCCAGACUGAGCAGACACUGAGCAACACGGCGGGCACAGGCCCAGAGGUCGGGUUUACUAAUGGUAGAAAAUGGGAAUGAUUAUUGUAUACUUUGUACUUUUUUUUUUUUUUUUUUGCAACUGAUAUUGUCAUGCAAUGCUGCAUUUAUUCAGUGUGUAAAUUAUUCCGUCUGCCCGGUUGAUCCGGACAAACUAAUGAUGUCCAAUGUUUACAUGUCUUUUUUUAUUUGUGAUGUGUAUUUAAGUAAAGUGUCUUCAAACGAAACGGAAA
Molecule: messenger RNA, 1802 nt
Organism: Acanthopagrus latus (yellowfin seabream)
Lineage: Eukaryota; Metazoa; Chordata; Actinopteri; Spariformes; Sparidae
Gene: junbb
Product: JunB proto-oncogene, AP-1 transcription factor subunit b
Exons: 1
Coding region: 313-1302 (329 amino acids)
Biological process (GO): regulation of cell cycle; regulation of transcription by RNA polymerase II; regulation of cell population proliferation
Cellular component (GO): transcription regulator complex
Molecular function (GO): RNA polymerase II cis-regulatory region sequence-specific DNA binding; DNA-binding transcription factor activity, RNA polymerase II-specific; transcription factor binding
Source: RefSeq, a predicted model, not a curated record